Calidris pugnax (ruff) is the source of this 1033-nucleotide messenger RNA. RefSeq names its product protein phosphatase 1 regulatory subunit 16A (gene PPP1R16A). The transcript is spliced from 8 exons. NCBI's taxonomy places the organism in Eukaryota, Metazoa, Chordata, Aves, Charadriiformes, Scolopacidae. Gene Ontology annotation, cellular component: cytoplasm. The record is from RefSeq and is a predicted model, not a curated record. Bases 1 to 960 code for a protein of 319 amino acids. Gene Ontology annotation, molecular function: protein binding; enzyme inhibitor activity; phosphatase regulator activity.
AUGGGUCAAAAUUGUCUUUUUUUUAUAUUUUCCCCCCCAAAAAAAGUUCGGGAAUUCCUGGCGAGCGGAAUCAGCCCCGAUCUCUGCAACGAGGACGGACUCACGGCGCUGCACCAGUGCUGCAUCGAUGACUUCGGUGACGUGGUGACGAUCUUGUUGGACGGCGGCGCCGACGUCAACGCCCGGGACAGCGAGCUCUGGACCCCCCUUCACGCCGCCGCCACCUGUGGCCACCUCCUCCUGGUCCAACUCCUCAUCCAACGCGGGGCCGACCUCCUGGCCGUCAACUCGGAUGGGAACAUGCCCUACGACCUGUGCGAGGACGAGGUGACCUUGGAUUGCAUCGAGACGGCCAUGGCGGAGCAAGGUAUCACCCAGGAGAAGAUCGAGGAGGCUCGCGCUGCCACCGAGCGGGAGAUGGUGCAGGAGAUCCAUCAGCUCAUCCAGGAUGGAGCCGAUCUGGACGCCCAGCGAGGACACGGAGCCACCUUGCUUCACAUCGCGGCAGCCAAUGGUUACACCGAGGCGGCCGAGCUUCUGCUGGAGCACCGGGCCAGCACCCACGUUGGGGACGAGGACGGGUGGCAGCCCCUCCACGCCGCUGCCUGUUGGGGACAGGUGCCGCUGGUGGAGCUGCUGGUGGCUCACGGCGCCGACCUCGACGGGAGAUCGGUGCUGGAUGAGACCCCCCUGGACGUGUGUGGUGACGAGGAGGUGCGGGCCAAGCUGCUGGACCUCAAACACAAACACGCCGCCCUCCAGAAGUCCCAGGAGAAGCACCAUUCCCUCCUCCAGCGCCGCACCUCCAGUGCCGGCAGCCGCGGGAAGGUGGGACGUCGCGCCAGCCUCUCGGAGCGCACCAACCUCUACCGCAAGGAGCUCCAGAGAGAAGCCAUCGUCUGGCAACGAGGGGACAACCAGGAGGAGGACACCGUGAGUCACCUCCCCCCGCCUUGGUGACACUUCUGUCACCUCCCCCUCCCAAAAAAACCCCAAAACCCCCCCAAAAAACCCCAAAACCCCUCCGUUCUCC